Molecule: messenger RNA, 339 nt
Organism: Angiostrongylus costaricensis
Lineage: Eukaryota; Metazoa; Nematoda; Chromadorea; Rhabditida; Metastrongylidae
Source: the annotation of a GenBank genome assembly
AUGCAUCUUUGUGAACGUCAGUUGAACUUCACCAGACGGACAUGCUGUCAAUUGGUUCUACUGCUUAACGAUACAACCAGGAGUGUGAACUGUUCCCCAUUUUCUCUUCCUUCAACCUACCUAUUUUAUAACCCUCCUGUCCUUCUGAAUGAACCGUUAGAUGUUCAUGAAGACCAUGCGACGUUUCUCUUGGGUAUUGCCAUUCUCGUCCUAGUGGCACUUGGUUGUAUCUUCACUAUGAGUCGACUAAUAAAGCCAAGGUUUUCUCUAGUCAAUUCCGGAUGCAUUACCAAUUACGAUUUUAUGAUGUGGAUGCCGCCGAAGUCAAAUCAAAGGUGA